GAUCGAGGUUACUUUAGUAUUGAGUGUGUUUUGUAUUUGUGGUCAUUGAAAAUCACAUACCCGAAUACAUUAUUCUUACUGCGUGGCAAUCACGAGUGCCGGCAUUUAACAGAGUACUUCACUUUCAAACAAGAAUGUAAGAUUAAAUACUCGGAACGUGUAUAUGAUGCAUGCAUGGAGGCAUUCGACUGUUUACCGCUAGCAGCACUAAUGAAUCAACAAUUUCUGUGUGUCCAUGGCGGUUUGUCACCGGAAAUACAUGAAUUGGAAGAUAUACGUCGUUUGGAUAGAUUUAAGGAGCCACCAGCAUUCGGACCAAUGUGCGAUUUGUUGUGGUCAGAUCCKUUGGARGAUUUYGGWAAYGAGAARAAUUCMGACUUYUACWCRCACAACUCCGUGCGCGGCUGUUCGUAUUUCUACAGUUAUGCAGCGUGCUGUGACUUUUUGCAAAAUAACAAUCUUUUAUCAAUUAUACGUGCACACGAGGCGCAGGACGCCGGCUAUCGCAUGUAUCGCAAAAGUCAAACCACUGGAUUCCCAUCGCUAAUUACCAUCUUCUCGGCACCGAAUUAUUUGGAUGUGUACAACAACAAAGCGGCGGUGUUGAAAUAUGAAAAUAAUGUAAUGAACAUCAGACAGUUCAACUGUUCUCCACAUCCUUACUGGCUUCCCAAUUUCAUGGACGUAUUUACUUGGUCGUUGCCGUUUGUAGGCGAGAAAGUGACUGAGAUGCUGGUGAAUGUAUUGAAUAUUUGCUCGGACGAUGAACUCAUGACCGAGGAGAGUGAAGAGCCCUUGUCCGAUGACGAAGCGGCGUUACGCAAGGAAGUCAUUCGAAAUAAGAUACGUGCCAUCGGUAAAAUGGCACGUGUAUUCUCAGUGUUGCGUGAAGAAUCUGAAUCUGUACUGCAAUUGAAGGGACUCACACCAACGGGUGCACUGCCUUUGGGCGCACUAUCUGGUGGCAAGCAAUCGUUGAAGAAUGCGAUGCAAGGCUUCUCGCCCAAUCACAAGAUCACUUCAUUUGCCGAAGCCAAGGGUUUGGAUGCUGUGAACGAGCGUAUGCCGCCGCGACGCGACUCAACGCCAUCGCCCGCCGAGGAGGGACAAAAAUCGUUGUCGGCUGCCGCUGCAGCAGCGGCGAAUGCCAAUGCCAACGCCAAUGCGAAUGCAAUCAAUGGAUAAUUCUAAGUCCAUAGUGUUUUAUUAGCCAUGUAUGUCUGUAUUUAGCCUAAGCGGCCGAUUGCAACGUUACGUUUAAUAAUAACAUUGUGUUUGUUGUACUACGGGUAAUACAUAUAUACAAGUAAAUGAGCGGUCUAGCCACCCAGUCACGAGUGGCGCAUAUAUUUGAAGAAGCGAUGAAAUGAGCGUAACUCUUAAGUUAAGAAACAAUUCAAAAGUUUUAAAGAAUGAAAUAUCAAAAUACAAAUUGAAUGAAGCGUGGAGUUGUGUCAAAAGUAUAACAGAAGAAGAAUAAGAAGAAAAUAUUAAAUAUAAUUAAAUUAAAUAUAAAUGAAAACAAAAGCAGAAAAAGGGAAAUGAAAGAAGUACAUAGCAAAUUUAAUAAAUAUCUCGUCGUUGUUAUUUCAUCUCGUCCUACUUUCGAUGCAUGGUCGGUCGUAUGCUAAUUUCUUCAAUGUUACUGAAACUGUAAACGCAUGCGUCGGCGAUGCACAAUUGCAUUGGCGAUCCGUGUUAAAACGGUAAUAUGUUGUAUUUCCCGUUAGUAUGUAAUACGAGCAGUUCAAGUGCAUACACGCCCGCCUACACACAUAGCCACAUAGUAUGCAUUUGUGUCGGGCAGGUGGGCGUGUGUGUGGAGGGAACUUCACGCGUUGUUGGCGUCGGCGCCGUGCACACUCAUCUGGUGAUCGUUUUGUGGUCUUAUACGUGCCAUCUUCAGUAUAGUCAUACAUACAUACAUAUGUACAUAUGUAUGUAAUUGCUGCCUUUAUUCGUUCUGUUCGCUCGGUCCGACAUACAUAUACAUAAAUAUUUUAUCUAAGUCAUAUGUGUAUGGAUUUUCCAAAAAUGCCUAACAAUUAGAAGAAUAAACGUACUUGUAAAGCGAUUUAUUGAUUGUAAAAAAAUAUAUAUAUUUUAGUUAAUAUGUAGUUAAAGAAAUAGUAUGUGUACACCCCCGUUAAACUGGCAGGGAUGUUGUUGCUAAAAUUGAUUACAUACAAACAUACGUAGUAUAUACAUAUGUAGUAUCUAUAAGAUACAUAUAUACAAAUUUUCUACUUUCUAGCGCUUGCGGAGCGAAACAGUGCAUACUCUCAUUAUAAGAAGUUUGUCCAACGGCACUCACUACGCUCUAUACAUGUAUAACUGCAUAUUGCCUAACUCUCACACACACACUCUCUCUCUCUCUCUCUAUAUCUAUCUAACUCUCAAUUACUUAGACCGAGCCGAAAAAGAAUCUCGAAAUAAUCAUAAAGCUUAGCAAUUUUUAUUUUGGUAUUUUUAUAAUGAUUACAUGUAAUCUAUAUUGAUCUACAAAUUAAUAUUUACAAAUACUAUACAUAAUAUAAAUAUAUGAAUAAAGAAUGAUUGUUAACCAAUUGUGUGCAGAUCGCAUUAAAAAUUGUUUAGUUAAUUGUUAAUCAAUGAAUAGAGACUAUCAUUUUUUGGUUUUG
Molecule: messenger RNA, 2642 nt
Organism: Bactrocera latifrons
Lineage: Eukaryota; Metazoa; Arthropoda; Insecta; Diptera; Tephritidae
Product: serine/threonine-protein phosphatase 2B catalytic subunit 3
Biological process (GO): calcineurin-mediated signaling
Cellular component (GO): calcineurin complex; cytoplasm
Molecular function (GO): calmodulin-dependent protein phosphatase activity; calmodulin binding
Source: RefSeq, a predicted model, not a curated record